GGACUCGCAUUCAAAAUCCAUAAAAAAUGAAUAUGUGAAAUUAGAACCACGACCAUAAGAAAUCUUCAAAAGUAGUGAUGCUUUAACAAUAGAAUCAAGUGUUCAAGCUGUCAGGAAAAUGAUCAACACAGAAAUGCAGACAAUUCCUAGAAUUAAAUAUAAUAAAUGUAUUCAGUCAGUAGCUGUGGAAGAGGAAAUGUUUCAAUUACAACCUCUAAUCACACCAGAAAAAGCUCUUGACGAUUUUUUAAACAAACAUGUUCCUAACUUAGUGAAUCAGUUGCACUACAAUGAGUUAUAUGAUUUAUACCGUGAUGACUAUAAAUUGUUGAAAAAUGAAAAUGAAGAUGAAGUCGAACAAACCUCUAAAGUUAUAAAACUUCUACCUAGAUAUCAAAAUGAGGUAUCAAAAAAAAAAUACGUAUCUUGUCAUGCUUGGCAUCCUACUAUAACCGGUGUUUUUGCUGUAUCUUACAAGAUAAAUAGUAAUGAGUUAUAUAAAACUGUAGGUCUAGAAACAUCUGAUGAAGAAAUUACAUCAGUUAAAGACGAAAAAUAUGGUGUAUCCUACAGCGAUGAAGAUAUCGAUAUAGACUCUUCGAGUAACCGGCUUUUAGAUGAGAAUUACAAAGAAAAAAUCAUUUCUUUAUUAAACAAAGAAUUUGUGCAGAGAAUGAGGAUAAUCCAAGUAACAGAAGACGAAAAAAUUAACCAACAAUAUAGCCAUGACAUUAAUAGACAAUUGCGAAACUCUUUAAUUUAUGUUUCUCACGAACAAACUUCCACAUACAACGAUCAUCCACUUGUAAAUUCAGAUAACAGAGCUUUGGUUGACCAGAACAUAAUUAUCAAAGAAGCUCAAAGUAAACUAACAAGUAUUGAUGUCCUGCCAAGUAUAGAUCAACAGUAUCAGUUCAAUUUAAACAAUGAGUUUUCCAUAGAUGAAAAUGAAUAUGAAGAACAAAAUAAAGAAAUCUACGACACGAAAGUAUCGGCGAAUAUUAUGAGUACUACAGACAAGAUUAAAAGUGAAAACGAUAUGGACGUGGUAGAACAUCACGAUUCUGACACAGAAAGCUUUUACAAUAUUUGGGGCGAUGAUGAAGAAUGGUUACAUGAUAACAAACUAAGGAAUGUUGUUAGAAAUAUUCACAGGACAUUUAAUAAAAAGUAUGAUCGAGAAGCAAGAGAAGAAAAACUGUUCAGACUCUUGAAGUCUGAAGCCAAGUACACUGAAAAAAAAAAAAAAAUUGAUGAUAUGGAAAAAGAGAGAAUGAAAUUAACCAAAGACAUGUUUGAAGCUGGAGAAAUGUACCAAAAAUUAAAGUAUCAAUUAGAAAAUAAAACUAAAAAGCGUAGAAAAUCUUCGUCAAAACAUAAAUCACAGAAGAAUGAUGAAAUACCAAAGAUUAAACGUGAAAAUACACCAUUAAUAGACGAACAAAAUAACUCUGUCUUAAUUUGGUCAGUUAGUGAUAAUAUUUUUCCGAAGUUGAGGUUGGAGAGUACUGAAGAAGUGCGCUGUGUUGAAUUUAAUCCUAGACACGGUAACACUGUUGUAGGAGGGUUGACAAAUGGGCAGAUUAGCAUAUGGGACAUUGAAGGAAAAUUGGAGAUGGCAGGUUUAAAUGAUUUGAACAUGUCAGAAAAGGAAAAAAAACAUCAUGAACAUCUGUGGGCGCACAUGAAUUGGUCUUUAGACGUUAAGUUUGAAACAAUAAUCAAACCAGCAGCUCUAAGUGCAAUUUUAGAAUCACAUUUGUCAACGGUGACUGCAAUCCAGUGGAUUCAUCCGAUGAAUGAAAUAACACCAUUGGGAAAAUUUAUCAGUGUUCAAGAAGGAGAAUUUUCAGAUCAAUUUUUUUCUGCUUCUAUGGAUGGUACCAUAAAACUUUGGGACUUGAAUUCGACACCUAUUCCAAGAAUCAAUAAAAAGAGUUCAACUAACACUAGUUUUGAGCACCCAGAAAAGUUGAAAAACUAUAAAUCGCCAUUGAGCAUUUACAACAACCGUCUAAAGCCUUCGUAUACGAUCAUCAUCAAAGAACCAGAAAAGACAAUACACAGCCCCAUAACAACGUUAUCUUUUGAGAUACCUUUAAUGCAAUAUAAUUAUAUAUCCGACCAACCACUAAGUAUUGGAAAACGACAGUUUGAAUAUGUGCCGACAAAAUCAAAUGAUCCAAACCGUAUCUUGGUCGUUGGUAGUAUUAUGGGUCAAAUCGGAGUUGUUACUUGGGAUGGUUAUGAUGCAAACCAGCAGGGCCGAAACAGUGAAGAGUGCAAAAAUAUUUGGUGGGGACAAGUGCACGAUGGACCUAUCAACCACAUCAAGAGAAAUGUUUUUUACCCAGAUAUUCAUUUAGUUUGUGGUGGACACGUUGUAUCUAUUUGGAGUUUGAACUAUAAUGGCGGACCAGUUUGGUGGAAGCGUUUUAAUGAUUUGACAAAUAGCGUUUUAUGGUCUACUACUCAACCUGCGGAAUUUAGAGUGUCCUUCAACACAGAUGGGGUCUUACAAUUUUGGAAUUUCAUGAAAUACACUCACCAGCCUUACUAUACAACGGAUAUUUUCCUCAGUGACGGGCUAAUAGCAACUUUAUCAGCUCCGUAUUCACCAAUACAUUUCAUCGGUACCGAAAGGUUAAUGUUUACUGAAGGUAUACACGAAGUAAUGAAUUAUAAGAAAAACGAAUUGAUCAGCUUCUCGGAUUCCACUGGGACAAUAAUGAUAAUCACCACAGAUGUUCCGGUAGUGGAACCAAAUAUAAUCGAAGAAGUUGGACGGGUAUUUCAGAAAGAGGUGAUUUGGAGAAAAGAAUUGGAUGUAUGGAACAGUAAGUAUAAAGAAGAAUUUAGAUCCAUAAAAGAAAACGAUGCGGACAGUCAAGAUUACCGGGCAGUUAAAUCGCAUGUAUCAAAUUCGAUUCAUAGCGAUGACCUCCAACCAACGUUGUCACAGGAACAAAUGAAGAGAAAGAUUUGGGACGAAACUUUCAAUUGGUGUUUUAAUCGUAAAGGACCACAAACGCGUUUAGGUAAAAUCAGGGAUAAAUAUUUACAACGAGAAAAGCGUCAUAUGAUUGAGGCCAUGAUGAAAAAAAAGAAUGUUGAUCAAAAACAAUUAGAAGAAUAUUUCAAAGCAGUCGAAGAAAACAAGAAUAACAAAGAUGAUAUUUCAAAUAUGAAAUUUGAAGCUGAUGAAUCUUAUAGAGACAUUGUCAACAAAAUAUUAACUACUGAAAAUACAGAAGAAUAUAUGUUAGAAGUCGAUUUAACAAGUAAUGAGUCAGUCGACAUGAUGAAAACAGUUGAAACAAUUCAACAUCUGUUGGUAACUGACAUUGCAGUUGAAAAAGAAAAGUUUAGUAAUUACAUAAAAAACAAUCCAUAUAAAGCUGACCAAGAAGACUGGGCUCAAGUAAUUGAACUCGCAGAAAAGAACGUUAGGGAUAGAUUAAAUGAUCCAACUCUUCUAAAAAGUCCAGCCUUACGUAUGAUGCGCCGAGAAUUGGCAAAAAAAUAUAUUAAUGAAGGUUAUAAGAUUAAAGAAUGGAAGCCUCGUAAAGAUGAGCAUGCAUUGGAUCGGUACAACAUAAGAAAUAACAAAAUAGACGUAUUAAGAACCAUGUAUGGAAAAAGUUAUAAUCCAUCCUGGGACAAGGGCUUGCGACCACAGACAAUGAGAGAGGCCAUCCGGUUGCGAUUAACCGAGGCAACAGAUGAUAACGAUGAAAAAUUAUAUGAAAGUUAUUUUGAAGGAAAAAAUGGUGAAGACAACAGCUGUUACGCCGAUUAUUUGUCAUUAAUGGGUUCAAGGCCCACGUCCAGUUAUCCCGAAGAUUAUUUAGGCGUCUCUGAAAGAGAACUUAUGCUAAACGAUGAUGACGAAAGAGCUACUCAAGCUACUGAAUUAGAUGAUUCCAAUAGUAAUAAUGAUCUAGACAAAAUAAGAGAUCCAUAUAACAGCCAACGGUCGUACCAUGAAUAUGAAGAGUAUCAAAAUUUGGAAACACUUGACGAACAUGAUCAAGAAGAUGAAAAAUAAUUUUCAAUGACCUCGAACGAAUUCAAUGAAAAU
Myzus persicae (green peach aphid) is the source of this 4081-nucleotide messenger RNA. RefSeq lists its product as uncharacterized. Gene Ontology annotation, biological process: microtubule-based movement. Lineage: Eukaryota; Metazoa; Arthropoda; Insecta; Hemiptera; Aphididae. The transcript is spliced from 20 exons. The coding region runs from base 119 to 4048 and encodes 1309 amino acids. Gene Ontology annotation, molecular function: dynein light chain binding; dynein heavy chain binding. The record is from RefSeq and is a predicted model, not a curated record.